Sorghum bicolor (sorghum) is the source of this 1717-nucleotide messenger RNA. Its product is annotated as NAC domain-containing protein 76. Bases 291 to 1358 code for a protein of 355 amino acids. Gene Ontology annotation, biological process: regulation of DNA-templated transcription. Gene Ontology annotation, molecular function: DNA binding. The record is from RefSeq and is a predicted model, not a curated record. The transcript has 4 exons. Lineage: Eukaryota; Viridiplantae; Streptophyta; Magnoliopsida; Poales; Poaceae.
UCAAUCAAUCCAAAACUAGUAUACAGCUCAAACCCAUCUGCCACAGGCUAUAUAAAUUUUAUACACCUAGGGUUUGUCUUUGGUGAGCAUCUUGGACUACUUGAUAUCCCUACCUCACACCGUCACUCCAUAUAAGGCAGCCAUACAUCCUUUUCCCUUGUACUAUCGCCUUCCUCUUGUUUUUCUUGCCUGUCUCCAUAGUCCUUACUCAUCAGUUGCUUUUGAGGAGCUGAGCUACAAUCAGGCAAAGGAUAUUUCCGAGAUCUUAGCUAGGUUUUGCAAGGAAGAAUAUGCAUCCAGGAGGUGGACCACUGUCGGUGCCACCAGGCUUCCGCUUCCAUCCGACCGACGAGGAGCUCCUCUACUACUACCUGAGGAAGAAGGUUGCUUAUGAGCCCAUAGAUCUUGAUGUCAUAAGGGAGAUUGAUCUCAAUAAGCUUGAGCCCUGGGAUCUCAAAGAAAGGUGCAGAAUAGGCACCGGGCCUCAGAACGAGUGGUACUUCUUCAGCCAUAAGGACAAGAAGUACCCAACGGGGACGAGGACGAACCGCGCCACGACGGCGGGGUUCUGGAAGGCGACUGGGCGAGACAAGGCCAUCUUCCUUGGCAACGCCAGGAGGAUCGGCUUGAGGAAGACCCUGGUGUUCUACAUCGGCAGGGCGCCACACGGCAAGAAGACAGACUGGAUCAUGCACGAGUACCGCCUUGACGAAGAAAACGUUGAGAUUCAGGAAGAGGGAUGGGUGGUGUGUAGGGUUUUCAAGAAGAAGAGCUAUCACCAGAGAGGCCUCAAUCCGGCUGAAAUGGCCUUACUGGAGGACGAUGAGCUCCAGCCUUUCCCUGUUCCUAUCCCCGGCAGCUCCCUGCCAACAGAGCACAAGAACAACCCUCACCUCAUGCAAUAUGACUUCCCUUCCUUCGACCCUUCCAUGCAGCUCCCACAGCUAAUGAGCGCCGACCAGCCCGUGCCAACCCUCCUCCCCAGCCAUCCCGGUCCCGGCGUCGCCAUGGCCAUGAGCUCACUCGACGUUGAGUGCUCGCAGAAUAAUCUGACCAAGCUCACAGCCAACGGCAGCGACGGGAUGCUCCACGUCCACGGUGGUGGUGCUGGAGGUGGUGUGGACCGCUUCGCUGGCACGACAGAUUGGUCGAUCCUAGACAAGCUCCUCGCCUCGCACCAGAACCUCGACCAGCUCUUCCAUGGCAAGGUCACCGCGGCAUCUGCCUCCCCGCCAAUGGCGGCAUACCAUCAGCAGCUCAUGGAACUCGGUGGGUCGUCGUCGUCGUCGUCCUUGCAGAGGCUUCCACUGCAGUACCUCGGCGGCGAGACGGCCGAUCUCCUCAGGUUCCCCAAGUAGUUGGAUCGACCUCAAGUUUAGCUAUCUUGUUGGGCAGUGACCAGAUCAGGUUUUUGGUUGACUACUAGAUCUGCUUAAUUCGAUCUACUUCGUAUGGAGUUUAGUGCUUCUAAAUGUAUAUAUAUGGUGCAACUGUUUGGGGGCAUGGAGGCAUGAAUUGCCAUCUACUUUGGUUGAUCAAGAGGAUCUUUUUGAUGUUUCCAUUUUGGCUUAGGGUUGCUCGUUAUUAAUUAGGUGCUUUUGGAGAAAAAUAGUGAAGAGAGAUGGCCCCGGUCAAUCAAGAACUUCUAUUUGUUUUCUCGAACAUACUAUUGCUUAUGUUUCAAACCUAGUUCCCACUGUUUGGUCAUACUCAAAAC